Sycon ciliatum is the source of this 3246-nucleotide messenger RNA. RefSeq lists its product as uncharacterized. The record is from RefSeq and is a predicted model, not a curated record. Bases 1 to 3246 code for a protein of 1081 amino acids. NCBI's taxonomy places the organism in Eukaryota, Metazoa, Porifera, Calcarea, Leucosolenida, Sycettidae. The transcript is spliced from 2 exons. Gene Ontology annotation, molecular function: nucleic acid binding; zinc ion binding.
AUGCUCGAUUCCACGCCGUCCACGAGUACGAGCCUCGACCUGCAGAACUCAGGGGAGCGAGCUGAGCACCACCAACCCGUCCCGAAAGAUACUGAGGAUGUGGAGUCCCUUGGCGACAAGGCUGAGCCGACACAACACCUGCCGCCCGCAGCACGCGCUAGGGACCAGCCAAUCGCAGAUGAAGAGCACACCCCGGCCCAGGCCGCUCAGACUUCAGUGGUGACAGCUGUCAGCCAGCUUGCGGAAGCCUUGGCCGGACACCUGACGACAGCCACGCAGAGACAUGGCUCCCAAGAUACUGGCAGCGACCUUCAGAAGAUAGUCGCCCGACAGUCCACCGCAAAGGACCUCCCAGAGUUUAACGGCGACCCGGCGUCCUGGCCGAUGUUCCGCCAUAUGUUCACGUCAUCGACGAGUGAAUGCGAAUUCUCCAAUGCGGAGAAUAUGGCCCGGCUACAGAAAGCCCUCAAAGGGAAGGCUAAGGACACCGUCAAAGCCAUGCUCAUCGUACCUGAUAACGUCGAUCGUGUCAUGCAGACUCUGGAAAUGCGGUUCGGGCAGCCAGAGCAGGUGAUACAGACCAUAAUUGACGGCGUCAAGAAACUGAAGCCAGCUGGAGAAGAGGACUUCGAGGCCCUCAUCGACACGGCAAAUGCGGUCGGCAACCUCGUCGCAACAAUGCAGCUCAUGAACGAUACCGGACAUCUCACAAAUCCCACCCUGCGGCAGGAAGUGAUCAUGAAACUUCCCAACAGCCUGAAGCGGCAAUGGGGGGAGUUCGUCCAUACCCAACAGACCGGAGUGACCCUGGCAACACUCUCCGAAUGGCUAUCACAACGAGCGGACGCUAUCAGCCACGUCAGAAGACUCACCGCCACUGACAGAGCUGAAAAGCCGCCAUCUGGCAGGCGACCAGGCGGCCUCCGUGGGAACACCUUCACCGCACGAGAAGAACAAUGCGGUUUCUGCAAGAAAGCCGGACACUCCGCUGCCAACUGCAACACCUUGAAGAAGGCCCUAGUCAAGGACAGGUGGAAGUGGAUCAAGAAUGAGAACCGCUGCUUCGUCUGUUUUGGCUGUGGACACCAAGUCAGGGACUGCCCGAAGAAAGCACCGUGCGGACGUGACGGGUGCGAAAGGCUACACCACCGACUCCUCCAUCUGCCGCAACCGAGCACGCAGGAGAGGACGGGGGACCAGCCAGCGCCGUGCAACGCAACUCGACGACCUACCAGUGGGAGGGUGAUGCUGCGCACAGUACCCAUCAACGUCACAGGCACGAAGGGGACGGUACACACGUUCGCUCUGCUCGACGAAGCAUCUACAGUCACGUUGCUUGACGCUAGCCUAGCCAAGGAGAUCGGCGCCAAGGGGACGCACUGCCCGCUGACACUGACCUGGACGGACGACACCAGCCAGACUGACAACAACUCCAGGAAGGUGGAGGUUUCGGUGUUCGGAAGCGGGCAGGAGUUCUACCUGAACGAUGUACGAACCGUUACACUGGAUCUACCCAAGCAAGACCUCGACGUCAACAGCACCUGCCAGCACUGGAAACACCUCCGAGACGCUGAUCUGACAGUGGAGGAUAUGCAGAAGCCCAGAAUGCUCAUCGGGCAGGACAAUUGUGACCUGAUCAUGCCCCGAGAGUGGGUCGAGGGACCGCCCGGAUCGCCGGUAGCCACGCGGUGCAAGCUAGGCUGGGCAAUCCACGGCAGAGUCGAUGACCUCAGCACCGAAAACGCCCACAGCAGCCUGUCAGCGCAAAUCAAAGAUGGCUGCUUCGAUGACGACCUACAUCUGCUCGUCAAGUCUUUCUUCACCACAGACUCGUUUGGUGUCAAGGUCACCAGCACUAAGAUCCGGUCCCGACAGGAAGCGCGAGCUGAGAGGAUCAUGGAAUCGACCACCAGACGAGUCGGAGACCGCUGGGAAACCGGACUCCUGUGGAGAGAAAGUGGCAUACUCCUACCAGAGAGCAAGGCCAUGGCCCUCCGGCGGCUGUUCUCCAUCGAGCGAAAGAUGGACAGGGAUCAAGUCUUCGCUGACGCGUACUGCAGUAAGAUCGAACAGUACCUGGCUGCCGGUUAUGCUUUCAAGCUGACACCAGAAGAGGAGACAGCAUUCCACGAGCGCAAGUGGUACCAGCCGCACUUUGGUGUCACGAACCUGAACAAACCAGGGAAGCUGCGACUAGUCUUCGACGCGGCAGCCUCAAGCAACGGCAUGAGCCUAAACGACGCCCUGGUUCCGGGACCGGAUCUGCUGAAUUCUCUCACCGGCGUUCUAUUCAAGUUCAGGGAGCACCGUAUUGCCUUCGGCGGCGAUAUACAGCAGAUGUUCCACCAGGUUCAGAUUCGGGAAGAAGAUCAACCAUCCCAACGCUUCCUUUGGCGAGGCAUGAAACGUGACAGAGAGCCGGACGCGUACCAAAUGAAGGCGAUGACGUUCGGAGCGGUAUGCUCGCCUGCCUCGGCCCAGUUCGUGAUGCGGAGGAUUGCUGAGGAGUUCAGGGACAACCACGAAGAAGCUGUCUACGCAAUCAACCGCAAGCACUACAUGGACGACUACUUCGAUUCAACGCCAACAGUGGAGACAGCUGUCGCCAGAGCGCUUCAAGUCGUCAAGAUCCACAAAGCCGGCGGGUUCACCAUUCGUAGCUGGGUAAGCAACUCGUCAGAGGUCCUAGCAAGCGUGCCACCCGAGCUCAGGUCCAACAGCGCUCUCACGAUCGACAGCGGUGAAACGGCCACCCCGACCGAGAAGACCCUUGGCCUCAAAUGGAUGCCGCGGGAGGACAUCUUCAGCUUCAAGCUAAGUGCACGACUGGUGACACAAGAAGCAGAAGUGACGCAGCCGACAAAGCGACAUGUGCUACGCAUGUGCAUGUCAGUAUUUGAUCCGCUUGGCUACCUGGCAUUUCACACGGUAUCGGCAAAGGUACUUCUCCAGCGGAUAUGGCGCACCGGAGUCAGCUGGGACCAGCCGCUACCGGAUGACCUCGUGACACGCUGGAAAGAGUGGUGGCAAAUGCUACUCAAGCUGAGCGAGCUGUCUGUGCCACGCCCCUACAGUGAAGAUAUGACCAAGAGAGCCCAAGUUCAACUACACGUCUUUGGAGACGCCAGCGAGUCGGCCUUUGCGCCCGCAGCCUACCUCAGAGUCACCUUCGCCGACGGGAGUGCCCAGGUCGCUUUCGUGCUGGGAAAAGGAGGAGGUGGCUGCAUGAAUACCUGCCGACGUUGA